Molecule: messenger RNA, 3605 nt
Organism: Stegastes partitus (bicolor damselfish)
Lineage: Eukaryota; Metazoa; Chordata; Actinopteri; Pomacentridae
Gene: tspy
Product: testis specific protein Y-linked
Exons: 8
Biological process (GO): nucleosome assembly
Cellular component (GO): nucleus
Source: RefSeq, a predicted model, not a curated record
UUGUUUUUCUGUCACGUCGUUGUACAGAUAGUAAGCUAACGGAUAAUCCAAACAUAAACUAAUAUAAAGAACGCGCAUUGUGGUUUAUGGCCAUAUAGCACGGGAGGAUUUCAUUAUUUGCGCCGAGUUGGGAUUUGUUGGGAUUUUAUUCGUGAAAAUGGCGUGCGGCCGUCACCGCGAGGACACAAGAAUUGGGUAACGCAGGCUAACUACCGUUAGCCACAGCUUGCUCAUUUUUAACGUUCCGCAAGGCCGCGGAGAAACACGAGAACUGCUUCCUGUUCUAGCUUUAUUGAGAAUGUAGGUUGCACUACGACCCGAGCAUCGAAAUCGUAGCGGUAAUCUAAGCAGCUAGUUCAGUGGUGUAGAAUAUUGCAUUUACGUUUAAUUUGUACGAGCUUGCGGGCUACCUAGCUUGUUAGCUAUUUAGCUAGCCAGCUAGCAUGAGCGAACUGACGGACUGCAAACAGUCCGCUGACUCUGCAUCGAGGAAACGGUGUCCAUCACCCGAGCACGGUGAAGGCAGCACGAUUCCCUGCAAGUCCGCAAAAGUAAGUGACGAGUCAAAUGAAACGGGGGCUGCUUCGGAAAGAUGCAAAAACGGCGAGGCUGAGAGUAAAGAAGCAGCUGGGAGCGAGGGCCAGGCAAAAGAUAGCGGGGACAAACCAGCUGCUGUGCGAACGGACAGCACGGAUGGCACCGGUGCACAGCCUGUCAACAGCUCCAUUGCUGACGGCCACGAUGCAAGCAGGACUGAAAAACCACAGUCCUCGGAUGCAAAGGGAUCUAUAGAUGCAAAAGAAAAAUCAGAAAAGACAGCAAGAAAGGAGCACCGUCCGACAACUCCCAUGGACCAGUCCGACUCAGCAGCCAUAGCAGCUGCUGAAGCACUUGCCAGUCUCACAGGAGGAGACGGAGAAGACAGUCAAGAGACUCCUUGCUCAUCCGAGAAAGCUAAACAGGUGAAACAGGGGAGUAAACUCAAACAACGUGGGGGCCACCAAUCCUCAAGAUUAGGCUCUAAAACACAGGCGGCAGCAGCAGAUAGCUCCACAUCUGUGCAUAGUACUGACAGAGAAGAUGCAGAUGAUAUGCCUGAAGCAGAUGAAGGUGAUGAAUCCGUAUCUGGAUCUUCAUCCACGCCAAGCUCCUCUUUUCCGUCAGACAAUGAGGACAAUGAUGAUGGGGAGUGUGCCAUUGUGUCAGUUAAGAUGGCCCCGGAGAUGAGGCAAUCAGUGGCUCUUCUGGCACAAGUACAGAUGAGACUGGAGGCUCUUGAGAAGAAAAGUGCCCGACUUCACCAACGACUGGAGCUGAAGAUUAGUCGCCAGCGUCGCCCGCAUCUGGAUCAGAGAAGCUCCAUCACAAAAACUAUCCCCGGCUUUUGGGUGACAGCUCUGUUGAACCAUCCUCAUCUCUCAGCUCACAUUGAUGAGACUGAUGAAGAUGCUCUUAGUUACAUGACUGAUCUUGAGAUUGAGUCUUUCAAGAAUAACAAACUGGGCUACAGGAUUCGCUUCCACUUCAGGCGGAACCCUUACUUCCAGAAUAACAUCAUCAUGAAGGAGCUGCACCUCGGCAUGGCAGGAUCUCCCAUGUCAUUCUCCAACCCCAUCCUGUGGCACCGUGGACACAACCUGACGGCCCACAGUGAACCCAGGAAGUCAUCGCGUGGGGUUUACGAGACAUUUUUCAGCUGGUUCAGUGACCAUAGCAACCCAGGACAAGAUGAUGUAGCUCAGAUACUUAAAGAUGACCUGUACAGAGACCCCCUGAGAUACUACCUCACUCCUCUCUGGGAACCGAGGGAGAAUGGCAGUAGCGGCACAGGGGCCAGAGCAGCUGAUAACGGGAACGGAGAUGACUGUGUGGUGAUCUCCGACUCUGAUGAUGAGCCUGGUGAGGAGACCGGUGAGGCUGAACAAGGCCACAGUAGGGAGGAGGAGGAAGAGGAGGAAGAAGAAGAAGAGGAGGAAGAAGAGGAGGACAGGGGGCCGAGCGCAGAUGAGAGCCCAGAGGAGGAGGAUGAUGGUGGAGAAAUUGUGAUUGACGGCUCCGAUGACAGCGACCAGGAGGAGGAGGAGGAGGAAGAGGAGGCCUAAGAUGAAGAUGAAGAUGAAGAGGAGGUAUGAGUCGUGGAAGGCGAGUCACCAUGGGGACCAGAGAAGAUGAAGAGGAUGCUUGGUUGUCGAAGACUAACAGAGCAAACAUUGAACCCUUCUUCCUGAUGUUAGUCCUUUUUAUGCACAAAAUAUCAGUUUUUGAUUUUUUUUUAUAACUAAAAUACACAAAAGCAUUUUAAAUCAGGGUUUCACUAUAAUAAUAAAGCCAAGGCAGCAUGUUUCCCCUCUGUUUUAUACAGUCGGUACUGUGUAUUCUGAUGUACUUUGCAAAAAUGUUUGUUUUCUAAACAGGUUCUUGGGCAUAUUAUGCCCGUUACUUCAUACAAGAAGUGUUCUUCUAUUUAAUGAGGAACAUUGUACAACAGCCUACACAAAUGUAGGUGAGAUUUUGAUCGCCACUACUCGGUGGCAUAAAAUUUUGCUUUGCAAAUUCUUUAAGGAACACUGAAACCUUCAGAGGCAUUAUUGCUGGUCAUUUCAAGGUGAGGAAGCUUUGGCUGUUUUUAGAAUUGAUGUGCGACAUAGCAAACAUGUCACAAGCUAAAUUCGAUGUAAAGACAGUACAUUUCAGAUGCACUGAGUACUGAACCAAAAUUUGUUCUCAGGGAUGAUCAUGAUGGUAGUUGUGUUGAAAGAACCUUACUGAUUUUCAGACAUUUACACACUCUGGUUAUUGUUGGUUGUGUAUAAAGAAAUGUGUACUCUACUGUAGUAAAUAGAAACAAUUAUUGUUUUAAUAGACUACCUGUGUUUAUCCCUAUUCUACAUGUUCUGUCUUGUUACACACCAACCUCCACUCCUGUUAACAAUCUGUAAACCAUCUCUGAUGUUUAAAAUCAUGGCAUAGUUUGACCAAUGUUUUCGUGGAUUCCUACGUUUUUGUAACACGCUCCUACACUGAGUAGAGCUUUGUUGUUUUUUUGUUUGUUUUGUUUUUUUUCCUUAGAUUUUAACUUAAUUUGCUUUCUAAGACAUUAAGGUUUACUUUCAUGUAAUGUGUUUAAGAAUUGUGUUCUUAAAACUAUGGUAAUUAUUACUUUGUUUUUCUACACGUCCACAUUAUGGCAUGCCUGUGAGCACGAAAUGUAAGACAGGAUGAUUACAUUACUUACAAGGCUGUGUAGAAGAAAUAAUUUGCUGUGCACAGUGUUAGUAAAUGUUGUUAAACUCACAGCAACAUCAUGGGGUGCACUGUAACAAACCUAGUAUUUGUAUUUGCUUACUUUUCUUAGCAAUGAACUUGUAAAUACAACUUCAGCAUUGUCUUUUGGAUAAGACAUAUGUUUAAUCCAUGGAUAAAUUUAUCAAAUAAUCUGGAGUUUUUUCAUAAACAUGAUCAGAAAGUUAUAUUUUGUGUGCUGUGUUUUAUAGAACACUGUAGUUAAAGAUACCUACUUGUAUGUUGCUUUUGGUUGAUUUUGUUUGCUUAAAGAUUCGUGUCCACCUUUUGGCUCAGACCUAAUAAAAUAGACAGUUGUUUCA